This is a messenger RNA of Stomoxys calcitrans (stable fly), 2306 nucleotides long. RefSeq names its product TNF receptor-associated factor family protein DDB_G0272098 (gene vir-1). The record is from RefSeq and is a predicted model, not a curated record. The transcript is spliced from 5 exons. NCBI's taxonomy places the organism in Eukaryota, Metazoa, Arthropoda, Insecta, Diptera, Muscidae. The coding region runs from base 264 to 1787 and encodes 507 amino acids.
AAUAUUUUUUGUUCGAGAACAUUGCCGAAUUUGAAUUCUUUCAAACCUACGCCAAUAACACAAAACCAAACAAAACACAAUUUUUCUAUUGUAACUGAAAUUAGACAAUUUUUUUUGUCUGAGUCCCUAAUAAAAAGUGCAUAAAGUGAAAAUAGUCAACCAUAAUACAUUUGCGUGAGUGCUUACCCAACAAAUUCGAAUCCGAAAAGGAAAAGUAGCAGCGGAAUAGUUAAAAAAAACCAACAACAAAAAUAACCGACAAAAUGAAAUUUUUCAUUGGUCUACUCGCUGUCACCUCAUUGGCUUUGAAUGGCGUAUUGUCAUUACCAGCACGUGACCCUAGUGAGGAUGCUGAAGUGAUUGGCUAUCCACGACGUGUAUCAACCAGAUCUGAAGCUGAGGAUGAUGAUGAUUUCAAGGAUUUCAAAGGUGUUAUUGACACCGGCUCAGGUUAUCCCUUCUUGCAACCAAAUCCAUCUGUACUCAAUUUCGGCUUCUUUGAUUCCUUUGAUGAUAUCUUCCGUCGUUUCAGUGCUCGUCUCUUCCCCACAACUUUGUUGGGACGAGGUGAUGACAGUGAUGAGGCUUCCGGCUCUGGUGGUGUUAUUUCAACCAAUUUUGAUCCCAAAAAGGGCAACACCACAUCCACAGUUAAGGUUGUCGAUGGCCACAAAGUAGAGGUUAAUGAGACUGUCUAUGGUGAUGAGCACAGUAUCUUCAAGGUGCGUGUAGUUAAUGUACGUCCUUUGGAAGAAGGUGAAACUGUAGAAGAGACUGUCCAAACUGGUGUUGGUGAAGCCUCAAGCGACAACAAGCCGGUAACAUCCAGCCCAGCAAAGGCCGCCGAUAGCGAAGAGGAUGAUGACGAUGAACGCCGCGAACCUUUGGCAAAGAAACCACUCGAUAAUGAAAUUGAACGCAACAUCGAUGAUCCUGAGCACUCGAUACGUACGGAAAACAUUGUUGAAGCAACGACAUCCUUGCAAGAGGACAACAAUCCUACAGCCACACCAACAACAACAACAAUGUUGCCAACAAAUGCUGAAGAAGUUGACUUUGUUACAGAGAACACACUUGAGGCACUAGCAGAUGGUGCAGAGAACGACGAAAAUAAUAACGGAAACGGAAAUAACGAAUUUGAAACCAAUAUGUCGUCAUCGUUGUCGCUGUCGGCGGGUGAGAGCAACAAUGUCGAUGAUGCCAUUGGCAGUGCCACCGACAUUGCAGCGACAAUUGAAAAUAAUGAGGAUACCGAGGAAGUGAAUGACAACUUAAAUGAAUCAUCGAACAAUGAUGGCGAUGAUGCUGAUGCUGACGAUGGCGAUGAUGCCCAAGCUGCACCAGAGUUUUCAGAUGCUGAUUCCGAUGACGCUGCUGUCAAUACCAAUGUAAGACUCUCCAAUUAUGCCAGCGUCAUACGCAACAAAUAUCGUGAAGAUGUUUCCUCUUCCGAUGAUGAGACAGAUGAAACUGCCGAUGUAGACUCCAUGCCACCCUCCUUCAACGAUGAAUGGGGCAGCUAUAAUGAGCAGCAAAUUGGCUUUAAUAGGGAAAAUAAUGAUUUCAACAAUGACAUCGAUGUCUAUGAUGUGAAGCCCAUUGAUUUGUCCAAUGACAUUGCCGUCAAUGAUUCCCCCAAUUUGCCCAUUAAUCCCGAUGCCGAGUUUGUCGAUAUCUUUGGGGCCAAGCAGAGCUUUGAGUCAAUGCCAAAGUUUGAAAAGUUAUCCCUCGGUCAGAUGCCCGAAGAUGUUGAGCAUUUAUCUUCAUUUAGUGGUGAAAUGAAAUAGAAGCACUACAAGUGAUAAUUUAAGAGUUUUUAGUUUUAAUUAUGAAAGCAAAAGCAACAAAACUGCUAAUGACUCUGAGAGGAAUUGCAUAAGAAAAAAACAAAAAUUUUUGUUGGCUUAACUUACAUGUUUUUAUCCCCUACCCAUUAUAUUCCCCAUAUGAAUCAUCUUGCAAGCUUGGCAAUUUCUCUAUGAGUCAUUGGCCCAUCAGGCAUUAGAAUACUCAAACAAACGAUAUCAUUACAAAUAAGCUGUCACCUACAGUUUCAGUCACUUUUCUAAAAAUAAUGCAUUUUAAUACCUUUAAAUUAUUUGUACAUUUUAAACAAUUUUACUAAAAAUAUCCUUUAAUGAAUAAUUUAUGCAUAAAGAUGGCCCUUAUCAUGUCAUAUAUAAAACGGAAAUAAUAAUGCAAAUAUUGUAUUUAUUUUUUUUACUGUUUUUGUUUCUGUAAAUACUUCUAUAAAUACUCGGCCAUUUUCUAAAUGCUUUAUCUAAACAAAUGAAGUCAAUUAAAUA